AUGCCCAACUCGUACACAAAUGCACGGCCCUUUUCGGAGGAGAAUGGAAUGCCGCCUGCCCCUGCUGCUCCGCGGCCUUUCACUCUCGCCGCGCAGGAGUCGAUCAACCCUGUUCCCAAGCUGCUCCUCUCCUUUCCGGUGCCGCGGAUGAUUUCGCAGAUGCACCUCGAAACUCCGUGGCCAAGUGAGGAGGAUACUCCCGCCGGCGCCGCUGACUCCACCACGAAUGCAGCCCAACGCGGAGGGUGGAGCUCGGGGGAGUUGGAUGGCGUCGUGCGCGGAAUGCACCAGUCUGCCCAGCACCUCCUCCUCACUGGGCGAUACGAGCACUUCUUUCAGGAGCAGCUCCACCACGAAGUGGACCCGCGUAUCACCGAGACAGACGAAGGCGUUCGCGGCGAGGAGCGGGCUGCCGACCCUUUCCAGGUAGCUCGUCACGUCAGCACCGCAGCCGCUCCUGGUAUUAAGAAGCUGCUCAGCUCGAUGGGACAGCAGAGCACCGUGUUGGAGGUUCCUCUCUUUCGUAAGAACCACGACGAGCCGCACAAGUCGUCGGCUGCGCUUGCUUUAGGCGGCGAGACGUCCUCGCGACAGCGGGUCCCGCUUACACGAGUACCCAAAACCGAAAUGUGGACAAAAAGCGAAGAUGAGCUGUCGAUGGGUCUGCGGCCGCGGCGCCUCAGCGGGCUUGGAGGCGCAUGGGCUGAUGUUUCUUCCGAAUCGCUCGAUUCCGCCGUUGGUGGUGGUGGUGGCGGCGGUGCUGCCAGUGUCUGCGUUGCUCCUUCAACGACCACGCAUCGCCGCGGUGGCGCGGUGGCUGCGUCCUCUUCUUCAAGGGCGGUCUUGCCCGCGUGCCGCAGCUAUGAGCCGCGCACAGGUGCCGCGGGAGCGAAUUGGGAAUCUGUCGGUCCGGCAGCGCCGCAUGAGGGCAGUGCUUCCCUGUCGUUUGCAGAUUGGGUUUGCCAUCAGCGAAGCACCGGGCCUGCCGAAUCAAGCCUACCGUCGCUUCUCUACUUCAUUUCGGUGUUGCCUUUGCAGUUACACCCUUUUGAUAGCAUCAAGCGAGAACAGCUCUCGCACUUGCUCGCAUCGCUGGUGGCGGCCCCAACGGAGGAGGCAGCGGCGUCGUCGGCCAAACCAACGACGCCUACAGAAAGGGGAGAGGACGACGAUGCGCUACGGUGGUCAGCGCGAGGGUUACUGUGCUGCCAGUGCCUGGCGCAUCCACACUUCCCAACAGAGGCGGUGCCUGAUGGUGUGGUGGGUCGUGUCAUUGACAUCUUCGCUCGCCUCGUACGAGAUGUGUCGAUGCAGCUGCAGGAGGGGCAGCAUCGAAGCGCGGGCGCUGCCUUAACAGAAAAGGAAAAUGAAGAAGGCGGGGCGAAGCGACGGUCUUCGAUGGUGGGCAAGCGUAGCGGCAGCAACAACUCCACUGCUGCCGCUGCUGCUGCCAGUACCUCUUCUCUUCUCCCUUCGUUGGAGCAACUUCGUGGGUUUAUUGGAGCCUUCGCGCUCAUUGUGUGCAACGCACAUUUGCGGCUGGCGGUGGCCAGCGAUGUGCUCCGUCUUGAAGAGCUCUGCCAUCACUGCCUCUUCCGCCUCACCCGCACCUGCACAAAGGAGCUGCAUGCGCUGUGCUCGUCGUACGUGGUGGACACCGCGGUGCGGUUGUACCGCUGCCUCUGGAAUCGCCUUGACGUGCAGCGACAGCGCACCGCGGAGAACUUCUUUCAGCAGCUCCCCGUCUCUGAGUUCCUGACGCAGCGCAGCUACCAGACCCACUUUGACGGACGCGCUGUCCUGCCGCUGACGGUUGCGGUGCUCGCUGCGGCGCAGUCUACCCCGCUCCCACUCGAUGCGAUCGGAGCUGCUGAUGCGGAGGCGUUGCAGCGGCAGUGUGGACUGUGGGUGAACGGAUUUAUUCAAGAGUUUCUGCUGAGCCGCGCCGGCGAGCGCGACAAAGCCGACGGCAGCAUCGCGUGGACCGCGACGAUACGCAUGGCAGAGGACUUGGCUGACCUUCUCGGCGUGCCGGAGUGGCCCGGGGCGGAUCUCCUGCUGCGCAGUUUGGUGAUGGCGCUCGCACAGGUUACGCUGGGGAGUGAAGGGGCCUCGUCCCCGUCAGCUGAGGCGCUGCGCCCACUCACAAUUGAUGUGCUGGGCCACGUCGCCGUGAAGCUGUUCGAUGCACCACGCUUCCCUGUGGCAGCCGCUAUCCUGGCCGAGAUGGAGCGUCUGGGUGAAUCGGCCAGUACCAGCCAAGCGGCUGCCCGCCUGGCCCUCCAGCACGUCGUGGGCACCUCACCGCCUCUUCGCUCAGACGAUCAGCUGGUAUGGGAGCACCUGUGCGGUAGUGCAGUGGGUGCCAGUGCGGCGGACGGUACCGAGGAGGACCACCGCGUGCAAGAUCUGAUCGCGGCGGUGUACCUGGCUGAGUCGCGGCUCAUCGCAGACCCCUCCACCUCUGCCGACUACGCAUCGGUGUGGUUGCACGUCCGGGCCGCGCGCCUCAUCUCGUGGGUGUGCCUCCACGACGUCGCAGGCCCUGAUUGGGUUCCUCCGGCCAAUCUGGAUGCGCUGGUACGCUGGAAAGGACCACCCGGUGGUAGCAGCAGCAACAGCAACGGCCAAUCCACAAACUGGGGCGAUGUCUGCGCGUGGACGCAGGCGGUUAGUACACAAUCUGGUAAGUCGAUGCUGAGUCUGCGCAUGCGGCACACCCUCGUCUCGAUGCUCUUCUCCGUCUUCCAUCUGAGGGACGCGCAGGAGGCGGCGGUCCCCGUGACGGAGGUGGUGCAGAGGAAGACGCUCGCCCACUUGGCACGCCUCACCACGCUGCACCCACCGCUGCACCGCUACCUGUGGCCCAUUGUGCGUCAGUGCGUUCGCGACGACAGCGCGCGGGUGCGGGAGUCUAUCGUGCCGCUGCUGCUCACGCUGCUGAGCGACGCAGCGGCGGCCGAGGUGAACACGGAUGCAUCCAGCGCGGGGCAGCUGCCGGCGCUCUCGCGAGAGGGCAUCACGGCAGAAGUGAUCAGCAGUCUCCUGCACCUGUUGGCCGACAAGAGCGUCUCGGUGGCCUCGCGCACCAUCACGGCUCUCGACACCUUUCUGACGGACCACAGCUAUCAAUACCUCUUCACCACCCCACAAGGCGCCUCCCUCAUAUCCUUUAUUCAGCAGAAGCUGCUCUUCUUCGCCAGUCCCACCGCCGAGCCGAAGCACCACCAGGAAGUCGUGAAGCACUUCUUGCAUCGGUGGGUCGUGACGCUGGCGGACAGCGACGGCUCCCUCACCGGGGCACACGCGCAGCUGGCGAAAGAGCUGGUGACGCUGACCGUAGCGGGUGCCACGGAUUUCCCGUACGACGUUACAGAUGAGCACCUUCUUGUGCAGCUGCUGCAGCGGAUGCACGCCCACAUAUCGGCGCACGACCCCGCCAUCGAGGGGGCACGGCAAGCCACCGCCAUCGCUGCUGCCGCUGCGAACGCGUCUGUUGCACCCACCGCGUCGCCGCACCCCAAACGGCGCUCGCGGGGCUACCGCGUAGACGUCGGCCAGCUCCUCCACGUCAUGCGUUGUGCGGCGCAGUCGCUGUGGAUGCGUUACCAGUGCUUUCACUCCGGCGGUGACGCCGUGGCAUGCCUGGCAACCUUGCGUGUGCUGACGCUGGCGCGCAGCGAGUGGGUCAUGCCGCUGGCCGAGGUCCUGGUGCAGGCGCUUGCGUACCCACCGCCCACCACGUCACCGCUCGCCAGCGCGGCCGAGGCGUUGGGCGGGUCGCUGCUGCAACUCUGUCAGAUCCUGCACGGUGUCCUGCACGCGCCGAAGCGGCCGCUGAUCUCGCUUGACUACCUGGCGCGGUGCCUGACCACGCUGCUCUCCAAGUACGUUGGGCCCUAUCAGCAGCGCGUCAUUGUGGCGUCGUGUGGGGCCUUGUGUGCCUUGAUCACGUGCGGCGCCAAGCACCGCCUCUCCGCCCAAGUCAACGUGCCAUAUCUGCAGCUGUGCUACUCGCUCAUGAACACCUACUACUGCCGUGUGCGUGCGCUGCUCCCCACCUUGGCAACGCAGCCGCACAGUGUCGCCUACACGCAGCGCUUUUUGUUUCUGCUUUCCGAAUUCUUGCGUAUGUACCCGGGGUGGAAGCAGCAGCCGCCGCAUCCCGCGCUCGUCGACGCCGCCGUGGGCAGCAGUGGUGCACAGGCAAACGGUGCGUCCGCUACGCCAAACCAACUCGCCAGCGGCCCUGGCAUUACGGCAAACACCUACCAACUGUUGGAAGACGUGCUGCAAAGCUGCAGCGGCAGCCGCAUACGCGAGCGGGUCGUCGUCAUUGCACUGCGCGUCGUCGCCUCGCUGUGCAUGCUGGACCCCACCACGUACUUCCACCGUGCGGAGACUCAGAUACGCGACGCUCUCACUUCUGCAGAUCACAAUCUUCAAUUACAGGGGCUGUCGCUGUUGUCAGACUUCUUGAAGGAGGAAGAUGAACGGGUGGAUGCCGCGGCGCACAAUGCGGCACGCCUCGACACGACAGCACUGAUUGUCGGCUCGCGCGCAUCUGCCUCUACAAGUCGCAGCGGUAGCCGCAGCAGUGAGGACGAGAAGAGCUCUCAGAGGUCAAAAGCGAAGGCAAGACCAGCAACGGCACCCGGCACCACUCGGCAAGGGAGAGGGGCAAAACAGGUGCCCCACGAAAGCUCCACAGCCGCUUCCGCGUCUACGCGCAAAGCAUCUGGACGGGUUAAAAAAGUCGCCGCCGCAGCAUCGGCAGCCGCGGCAACGACAGAGGACUUCAACAGCGGAAUGUCCACGUGGAUCUUCCAGCAGUUCCACGGCGACAUCGCACGUCUCGGCUGCAGCAGCGCCCACGUCCCCGUGCGUUCGCUCUGUCUUCGGCUGUUUCGGCAAGCCGCGCAGGGAGGGCUGCUUCCGCCGGACAAGUACGUGCGGGUCGUCAUUGCCCUCGCGGCAGACGUGCACGCGCCGCUCCGCCAGCAAGCCGCCGCGAGUCUCGCCGCGCACUGCGAUCGUCACGAAGAGGUGGUGUCGGCGUCGGUCGGCCGUGGCGUCGUGCUCGCCUUUGACCUCCACCACGCCUGCAGAGCGCAUCUUCUCCGCAGCGCCGUCGUGGUCACCCCGUCGCCUUCUGAGCCGGCUGGGACGUCGGGCAGCAGCAGCACCGGUGAGCAGAGUGUGCACGGUGUGCUCUACGCUCUGCUUCACAAGCGAUCGCGCGACAACAUGAUCACCACCCUUGUCCGUCUCUUUUACCAAGAUGCUAGGGUGACGCAUUGGUGUGCGGAGCACGCGGAGGAGUUGGCCGUGUGGGCGUCGCCGCUGACUGCCGCUGCCACGGUUGCCGCCGCUUCCCCGGUGGGUAUCUUCGGUGCCAUGCACCCGCUUCUCUUCUUGUCCCACCUGACGCUGGUGCUUUUUACCCUGCCCUUCCAACACGAGAGUGACGUGAUGCACGUCCUACAGCAAUGCCGGGUCGCACUGGACCUCAACGGCCAGUCCGCGCUGGACUGGCUAAAAGACACCGAUGCAGAUGCCGUUGCCGGCGGUGGCAUGACGAUGCAGUGGAAGGCGAUCGGUGCGCUGCUGCUUUACUACCUCCGCCGAGCCCUCUUCUCCGAGUAUCGGCUGUCCGAGACGAAGGUGCAGCGUUACCGGACACGUGAUAAGCAAUCUAGGGCUGGGAGCAACGGACACGGCUCGGCCCCGUUACGCGGGCGCGAUGCCGCAGAGGGAUUGGGUGCAGCCACCGCCUUGAUGAAGCGACUGCAAGAACUUGUAGAACGGGUGGGCGCCGCCCUCGUCGCUGCACUCGGAAAGGAAGGCAGAGCGGCGCGCACCGCGGCGUGGCAGUACGUCAGCGCAGAACUGGAGACGGCACUCAUGACUGAGACAGCAGAGGACUCCGGGCGAGAAGGAACGGCAUUGUCAGGCGAACGCGACCGCAAGAGGACACGCACAGGCGGCAAAGCGAGCGGGGCGGAGGAGAAACAGAUGAAAAAGUCCGCUGCACGGAAGCGCAAGCGAGCACGCUCGUCCUCCGGCGAGGAGACCCCGAGCAGCGCAGAAGAUAGCGACGAAGAGGUGACGUCGCCCUCUACGGCGUCAAGGAGCGUUUCCGCGACGCGGUCAACGCCAACCUCGUCCUUGUCGUCGUCGUCCGCAUCCGCCACGCCACUCAUCAAGGCGAGCGUGGACCGUCUUGCGGAGGAAGAUGACGGGGACGCGUAG
Messenger RNA from Leptomonas pyrrhocoris, 6252 nucleotides. RefSeq lists its product as hypothetical. The transcript has a single exon. The record is from RefSeq and is a predicted model, not a curated record. Gene Ontology annotation, biological process: establishment of protein localization to chromatin; replication-born double-strand break repair via sister chromatid exchange; establishment of mitotic sister chromatid cohesion. Gene Ontology annotation, cellular component: Scc2-Scc4 cohesin loading complex. Gene Ontology annotation, molecular function: chromatin binding. The coding region runs from base 1 to 6252 and encodes 2083 amino acids. Lineage: Eukaryota; Euglenozoa; Kinetoplastea; Trypanosomatida; Trypanosomatidae.